UCACAGGUACCGUGUGACGUCACCAGCUCCUUCCAUGAAUGAAAACAUGGCGGCUGCCAUGGAGCUGAGAUGCUGGGGAGGAGACUGGGGUUUGCCUUCAGUCCACACCGAGUCUCUGAUAGUUCUGGCAUACGCCAAGUUUUCUGGGGCAAAAGUCACAGUGUCCCCUAUAGACUGGACAUGGAAAACUCUAACAGCAACAGUCCCAGAGUUGCUUUGUGGAGACUCUGCAGUUCAAGAAGCUACACAGAUUCUCAACUUCCUGCGAAAACAGAGGUUUAAUGCAGACUAUGAGCUGACAGCCAGACAAGGAGCAGACACCAUGGCAUACAUCGCUCUGCUUGAAGAGAAACUACGACCAGCUCUGUUGCACACUUUCUGGGUAGAUGCAGAAAACUACGCCAAUCUGACACGGCCAUGGUUUGCUUCACGCUCGCCGUUCCCUCUCAACUUUCUCGUCCCUAGUCGCCUUGCCAACAUCGCCCUCUCCCGCAUCCUUCUAACCAAAGGAGAGGCACCCCUACACAGAAUCACUGAGGUGGAGGGAAAGAUCUACAGUGAUGCUAAAGAGUGCCUGAAUCUCCUCUCCUACAGACUGGGAACAGCAGACUAUUUCUUUGGCAACUCGCCAACCAGUCUGGAUGCCUUUGUGUUUGGCUUUGUGGCUCCACUUUACAAAGCCAGUCUCCCCAGCAGCCCUCUGCAGAGCCACCUCAAACAGCUGGAUAACGUCACACGCUUCUGUGACAAUGUCCUCGCAGUCUACUUCAGCUCAGACCACCCUUGUCCUACCCCACCUGUUCAGGAAACAAUGGAUGCCAAUCUCCAGAAACUAACUCAGCUUGUAAAUAAAGAGUCCAACUUGAUAGAGAAGAUGGAUGACAACCUCCGCAGCAGCCCACAGCACAAACCCCACAGACCAGAACCCAAACCCAGUCUGGCCAGUGACAAGAGCUCUACCCCUGCCUAACCCAUGACCUGUCAACCCUGAUCCAGCCUAAUGAAUGGAGGAGGAACAACCUUUAGAUGAAAGGUGCAGUUCUGAAUCUGACUCAACCUCAUCCUGAAAUCAAAAAAACUGUCAUCCUGCUGAACUAUAACUUGAAUGGCAAAUAACUUAUGGAAGUAUGACCAUGUAAUUAUAAAAGAGACUAUUUUACAACAAGAUAAUGAUGAUAGAUUUCAAAUAUGCUAGUCUGAAAGAGAAGGGAAAGUGCAUGUGUGAGGUUUUAAAAGGUUGAGCGCAUGUAUGUGGUUAAGGAUGGAAUGCUAUGAAGUGGUUUUCGAUGAAAGACACAGAAAGUUCAAAGGGAAACCAAAAUGAAAUGUAAAGUCCAGCAAGGAAAAGAAGUGGCACUGAUUGACUUCAGAGUGGUCAGUUUUUCUUUUAACCUCUUAUUUCCCCCUUUUGUCUUCAGUAAGAAAUAUCUAUUUUAUGUUUUUCCAUUCUUCAUCAAACUACAGUUGAUGCACCGUAGGAAAUGCCCUCAUCUGCCUCUGAGGACAUCAAAUUUACUGACACAUUAGUCACUGUGGUAAAACCAGCUAGAGCACCUUAUGGCAAGGUUUAUUUAAUUAUCUUAUGUUACCCACUACUACUACAUUUUAGGAAUUUGUGCUUAUCGCGGAGGAUCUGAGAUCCUGUAGCACCCUUCUGAGCACACGUCCUUCCUCAUAACCACUGUAAAAAUGUUCUGUAAAUUCUAUUAACAUUUUAAUUAGCGUAAUGUUCAGUAUGUAUGCAUUCAGGACUACAGGAAUAACCAGUCACUUAUUUUGCUUUGCUCCCACCUACUCUGCUUUGUAUAGCUUGUAUGGCUGUAAAUAGUUUCAUGAUUACAAUUAAUGCAAUUUAUUGUGGUUUCCUCUAAUAGGGCUGAUCAGCUUGUUCACGAUCUUUGUUAAAUACAGUGAGGUAAUGGAAAGGCCUUACACACUGUAUUAACGUAUUCAUGCAAAAUAUGUGGGACUAAUGUGUGUCUGUGUGUGUGAGUUUUCAGAAACCAGUGUGUCUUUCAUUAUUGUAUCUUCAGGAUGUUCUGUGUAAUUAACAAUCCACUCACAUCUGUUGUUGCCAUGAUUUUUCUUUUUUUGAACAUUUAUUUCAUUUAGAUUUGUCUGCCGUGUUGCCAUUUGCUGUGCCUAUUUAACAGUCACCUUGUUGAAACUGACACUCUGUCCCAUUUGGGAAUGUCUCAUUUGCUGCCUUUUUUUUGCUUUAUUUUUACUGUCUGAAGUGUUUGUAUUUUACUGUCAUUGUUCCCUAAUAUCCUCACAGCUCAUACAUUACUGUAUCUUCUCCAUGUGAUUGCUUUCAUGAUUUCUCAGUCUAAAAGUAAUAAUACUUGUAGAGAUACUUGGGCUUUUGCAACUUCCAAAAAAUAUCACCUCAUGGUUACAUUCCCUUUAAAUAUCCUGAAACAAAAGGGGUAUGUGUGCAUUGCCAAACACAAAAUGUUGUUGGACUACAAAUAGGUUUGUGUGGACCAUAUGGGUGCAGUGUGCCUUCAUGACUGCUGGUGUGUUUAUACAAUUCCCAAAAUGUUAACUGUGUCCUUUAUAAUUUUGAUACAUUGUCAUACAAUUAUCUUUACAUUUCUGUUACAGUUGUUCAUUCUCUGUGGAUGGUUGGUAACAACUGACUUCAUAUUAUAUAAAUACGUAUAUGAUAAGCCAA
This is a messenger RNA of Dicentrarchus labrax (European seabass), 2677 nucleotides long. It is a transcript of the gene mtx3, whose product is annotated as metaxin 3. Gene Ontology annotation, cellular component: SAM complex. Bases 35 to 970 code for a protein of 311 amino acids. The transcript has 9 exons. Gene Ontology annotation, biological process: mitochondrion organization. NCBI's taxonomy places the organism in Eukaryota, Metazoa, Chordata, Actinopteri, Moronidae. The record is from RefSeq and is a predicted model, not a curated record.